Brachypodium distachyon (stiff brome) is the source of this 2492-nucleotide messenger RNA. Its product is annotated as phospholipase D Z. The record is from RefSeq and is a predicted model, not a curated record. The transcript is spliced from 7 exons. The coding region runs from base 59 to 1579 and encodes 506 amino acids. Gene Ontology annotation, molecular function: catalytic activity. Lineage: Eukaryota; Viridiplantae; Streptophyta; Magnoliopsida; Poales; Poaceae.
CCUUUUUUUUUUCUCCCUCCAGCUCGGUUCACAGUGCUGCCGGCCGGCACGAGAAACCAUGCCUCCUUGGCCUCGCCGCCUACUCCUCCUUGCCGCAGUCGGCGCGCUGUGGGCCGGCGCACCGGCGUCCGCGGCGGCCUCGUGCAAGGCAUGGCUGGUGCAGUCCGUCCCCACCGACAUGCCCCACCUCCGCCGCGUUCCCGGGGUCCUCUCCACAGCGGACGUGUUCCAGUGGCUCUCAGGGAAUGCGACCAAGAACCUGGAUAUCCUUGCACAAUACUGGCAGUUGUUAGCACAGCCUAAGAACCCCAAAUCAGGGGACUACGGGUUCUCCGAGAGUGACAUGGCACGAUUUGGGGCUGGUGAGGGGCUCCGGGUGUAUAAGGCUCUGGAGACAGCUGCAGAUCGUAAGGUCAAAAUCAGGAUUGUGCAGCACUCUGGAUUUGCUCCUGAUUUCGAUGAAGAGAGCGCUAAUCUCGCUGCAGGGAGACCAAAUGUUCAGAAUGUAACCUUACUUUUUGGUGAUUGGUGGGGCUCUGGCGUUCUACAUGCAAAAGUCUGGAUAUCUGACAAAAAAGAUGUGUAUAUUGGAUCUGCAAACAAUGAUUGGAAGUCCCUUACCCAGGUGAAGGAGCUGGGGAUUUAUUUUGCUGAUUGUCCAGAGAUAGCAAAAACCAUUGAAGUAUAUUUUGAAAAUCUUUGGACACUUUCGACACUCAAUUCAACUGCUUGCACCAAAAUUGCCUGGGAUAAGCAGUGGCAGACUUCUAGAAAAGUGCCAUGCUGGUCACACUUCCUACGUCCAGAACAAAGAUGCAGGUCACCUCUGCCACUUUCUGUUGAUGUCCCAUAUGUCGAUGGCUAUCCAUCACUUGCCAAUCCUGAAAUGCUUGAUGUUUUAAUUGAAACCCCUGGGCACAACAUAUCCACUCAAGAACACUACCUGAGCUAUCUUUCAUUUGCUCCACCUGAGCUGUCAUUCGACAAGUUCCAGGCAGACGAGCAAGGUUGGGUCGACACCAUCAAAUCUGUCAAUUCUGGGGGAAUUGUGCGGAUAAACACUAUGGACUGGCUUGGACAAUCACAAUAUGCUACUCAAACAGUGUUCUGGCCAUCUUUGUCAACAGCAAUAUCAGAGAUAAUUUUCUCCAAGAAUGCAACCGUGAGGCUCCUAGUCGCCUACUGGACACACUUCAUCCCCAACACCGAGAACUACCUGAAGAGCCUCCUAUACUCGAACACCCUGUGCACAUCCUCCAAAUACAACCACUGUGGAGGCAAGGUCGAGAUCAGGUACUACGUGGUGCCUGGGUACAAUGAGACCGGGCAGGCGACCGUGACAGGGAACCGCUACCCGGACUUCACCCGGGUGAACCAUGGCAAGUACGCCGUGAGCAACACGAGGGCAAACAUCGGCACCAGCAACCUCAUCUGGGACUACUUCUAUACCACGGCUGGGGUGAGCUUCGGGACGGGCAACCCUUCCAUUGUCUCGCAGCUGCAGGACGUCUUCGACGCCGACUGGGAUUCCCCCUACACUGUGCCAGUUAAACCGUUGGACCUGGAGGCGUCAGCGUAGGAUCAGGGAGGCGAUGAUCAGCUCAGCUCUUCUUUUCCGCCAACCCGCUGUCAGCGAAUAACACCGGUCUGUCGCUACGAGAAGGGGAACCACACUUGACACACACGGAGAUUCUUCGAAUAAUUCGUCUCAUUGAUGAUUGUAACAUGCUUCAAAAAAAUGCAGGAGCGCAAAGCAAGGCGUGGCAUUCUGUCAAAAUCUUCGAAGAAGUAAAAGUGCCUGCACUCCCGGAAAGCAAACCACCCUGAACUAACUGAAUUGAGAAGCCAUGUGACACAGGAAACAGCAUCCUGUAUCUGCAGACUUGCGGUGUUGUCCUGGAUGAAGCUAGCUAGCAGCCAUCGUUUUCCCGGAGAUCAUCGGUCGAGGAAUGCUUCGCUGGCUGGCUGGCUACUCGGUCGGUUGUUUGGCCCGGACAGAUACUCUCCAUAGCAGAGCAGAGCAGUGCAGUGUCCUAAUCUCAGGUGAGGGCAGCGACAGAGACACAGAACGGAUUACACGCCUCUGUGUAGUGUAACCAACUCCAACAACUCGGGCGGGUUUUAUGAGCUCGCAACCACUUCACAUGAUGAACAGGAGAAAACUUGCCACGUACACGUGACGGGAAGCCGCUGCACGUACGGGGAACGUGUCGAAACGCCGGUACACGGCUAGACUUCUGCUACAUUCUUACAGUCAGAGAGGCCUACUUACUUUGUGCUAAACGGUGAGAUCUUUUGCACGGUGAGGACGACGGACUCUCUCACGUUCGCUGGCGGCGUCAUGUCAUCCGCGAUUUGGUUUUGUAGGAGUAUAUAAGCGAACCGUAUGUAAGUAAGGCUUAGCACAUGUGGGAUAGCGAAUAUUGUCACUGGUACGCUCCACUUCACUUGCAGAGAAAUAAUAAAGCUUACUAAUCGCAGUUUAUCUUUUA